This is a messenger RNA of Paramisgurnus dabryanus, 2075 nucleotides long. NCBI's taxonomy places the organism in Eukaryota, Metazoa, Chordata, Actinopteri, Cypriniformes, Cobitidae. The record is from RefSeq and is a predicted model, not a curated record.
ACUGCAAUAAAAAGUAAAACAUAUCCGGUUUACUUCACAACUUCCAACGCUUACUACAUAUUAUUAAAUAGAUCUAAUUUAAGUUUAUUUUCCUUUAAAAACUCUCCCAACACGUUUGCGGAACAAAACAGGGUUUUUACGGAAGCCGGUGAUACUUUGUUAAACAUGGCUGACGACGACUUUGGCUUUACCGUCUCCAACAACGGAGUUCAUGUUGAGGAGGAUCCGGCCGCGGCGUUUCUCGCCCAGCAACAGAAUGAGAUCGCGGUGAUUGAGAACGACGACGCCGGGUUCGGUGCGCUGGAUGACGGCGAACCUCUGCCCGCGAACACGUACACGUCUUUCGGAGAUGAUUUUGGUGAAACAUCAGUCUCGUCCGUCAAUGGAGAUAUGUUUCAGGAUGCCAACGGCACAACUGACAGCUACUCGGCCAUUGCCCAAGCUGACAUUCAGAGGCAAGAACCAGAAAGCUUGCGCAAAUGGAGAGAGGAACAAAAAGGUCGGCUGGAAGAAUUAGAUUCAGCAUCAAAAGCAGCCGAGGCUUUGUGGAGAGAGAAAGCCCGGAAGGAACUAGAGGAUUGGCAUGUACAUCAGAAUGAACAAAUGGAGAAAAAUAAAGCCAACAACAGGAUCGCUGAUAAAGCUUUCUACAAACAGAACAACUCUGAUGACAUAGGCGUUGUGGCGUCAGAAGAUGCUUUUCUGAAGGAGUGUGACGACGACAGUCCCGGCACAGAAUGGGAAAAAGUGGCCCGUCUUUGUGACUUCAACCCCAAAACCAGCCGGCAGACCAAAGACGUGUCACGGAUGCGCUCUGUGCUUAUUUCUCUUAAACAAACGCCUCUGGUUCGCUAAAAUAUCUCUCACUUGUUGUCCCUCACUGGCUUUCUUUCUUUAUUUUAAUGAAGCAGAACAUCAAACAAAUUAAAGUUUUGGGGGAAGAAGUCAUAUAUGAUACGUACAGUUUAGUGUAUUUAACCUUCAUAUUUAUGUACCUUGAUGUUUUAUGGCGUCAAGAGUAUUUAGUUUGGCUAUCUCACAUAUUCAGGAUUUUUAUACACAAAAUAUUAAAAUGUGCCUCCAUUUAUUUAAAAAAAAUAAACUGAUUUUUUACAUCAAUCCUAAUGCAAGUAAAUUGGUCAAUAGUUUUACUUAAAUGCUUUUUGACUUUUACAAUUGACUUAAUUGUGAAUGCCCUUAAAUGUUUAAACAGCAUUAUUUCUUUGGUUCCUGUGGUGAUGUUUUGUUACAAUCUUAAUAUGGACACAGGUUAGUUUUUGCUCUCACUUUAUGAAGUAUUUUAUUUUCAGCCUUCACUUCUUAUAAAAAUGUAAUAAUCUGUAUCCAGGUUUGGUAUUAUCUGCUUUUGUGUGUUUCUGCAAACUGUCAAAAGGGAUUAAGUUACAUUCAUAAGCUUGCUAAGGAUCAUUUAUUUCAGUAAAAAUGAAUCAUGAAUUUAUUAAGUUAUGAAUGUACUGCUUGAUUUCAUGUCUGAAGUAUAACUCCGAUAACCAAUUUAAGUCAGCACAAUAUAGCAAGUCUUUGUUAAACAUUUUUACUACUUAUUCAUAGCAGUUUGUGAAGUUUAACUCUAUACAUAAUGGAGAAAUAAUACCAAAUUCAAACCACAUUUUUUAUAAAGUGUAAUGUUAAUGUGGCAUCAGUCUACAGCAAUGAAUACCGUGCCUAGAUUUUUUUUUUUUUUCGCUGUGAGAUGUCAUAUCUGGACUUCAAGAUGAAACAAGUGCAUGUUGUGAUCCUUUUCAUUAAACACUAUUGCUAUUGGUUAAAUGAUAGGUUUUAAUCAAAUUUGGUCCAGAUGUUGAAUUUGUCUAAAAAUGUUAAUGUUGUUUCAACCAAGCAUUCUAUUUAGUUGCCUUUUAAACAAAGUUUAUUUGAAUGUGUUGACAAGUGAAGGCCAAAUAAACCAUCUGUUUAGGUUUGACUGUGUGACUAUAACUCUGGGUUGUAAUUUACCAGUUUAAUCAAAAUUAAAAUCAUAGCCUUAUUUUAAAUGAAAGUGCAUGGACUAUGCUAUACUGAUAAUUCAAUAAAAACCUUUUGAAUUCCUUUAA